UACAAUGAAGGUUCUAGCAUUGUUAGCAGUUGUGUUAACAGCCGUUUUGGCUGAACAAGUAAAUUAUGAUGGGUAUAAGGUGUACAAAGUCACACCACGGUCCCAAGAUCAAGCGGACUUUUUGAAAAGUCUUGAAGAUAGUGGUGAAUUUGAUUUUUGGGAUCAUACCAGAUUGUUGGAAUACCCCGUUAGUAUUAUGGUAAAACCCGCACUUCAAGCUUCCUUUGAAAAUGUAUUAAAUUUGAAAUAUAUGCAUUACUCAAUUCUCAUCGACGAUGUUGAACGCGUUUUCAAAUUUGAACGUGAGGCUCAAUUACGUGCGCCGAAAGUUGAAAAAGGAAGAAUUAGUUUUACUGAAUACCACAGAUAUGGUGUCAUUCAAGCUUACUUGGAAAAUCUCGCCGAACAAUACCCAGACAAUGUCGAAGUUGGCACUUUUGGUACAUCAUCCGAAGGACGUUCUAUGAGUUACAUUAAAAUUGGAAAUAAUCCCGGAAAUCCUACUAUUGUCAUGGAUGCUGGUAUUCAUGCUCGUGAAUGGAUCUCUCCUGCAACAGCACUUUACAUUAUCGAACAACUAGUAGAAAACCAAGAUUAUGCAUAUUUAAGUGAAAAUAUCAAUUGGUUAAUUGUACCCGUUUUGAAUCCUGAUGGUUACGAAUAUACCCACACUAAUGAUCGUAUGUGGAGAAAAACCCGUAGCCGUGGAAGUACAUGUUACGGAGUUGACGGCAAUCGGAACUUUGGCUUUCAGUUUGGAGGUCUUGGAACAAGUAGCAACGAAUGUUCUGAAACUUAUCGUGGAAAAAAUGCAUUCUCAGAACCGGAAACUGCCGCAUAUAGCGAAUUGGUUAAAACAUUAAAUGAUGUUCCUUUAUACAUCGCACUUCACAGCUACGGUAGUUGGGUACUAUUCCCAUGGGGAUACGACUAUGUUUACGCUGAUGACAACGAUGAACUUCAAGCUGUUGGAGAUCGCAUUGCUAACGCUAUUUAUAAUGUCGGUGGUACCAGAUAUACUGUAGGAAAUGCAGCUUAUUUGUUGUAUCCAGCUGCUGGAGCUUCAGAUGAUUGGAUGAAAUCAACUAUUGCUCCAUUGAGUUUUACUUUAGAAUUACCCGGUGGUGGAAGCCAAGGAUUUGAUUUGCCCGCGUCACAAAUUUCUAGUGUUGUUAAAGAAACUUGGCAGGGUAUUUUAGCUGCUUACUCGUACGUUUCCAAGAAAUACUAAAUACAAUUUUGUUUUGAGAUGAUUUAAAAUAAAAUACACAUUAAAUAAGUUUUA
Messenger RNA from Onthophagus taurus, 1285 nucleotides. RefSeq names its product carboxypeptidase B1-like. NCBI's taxonomy places the organism in Eukaryota, Metazoa, Arthropoda, Insecta, Coleoptera, Scarabaeidae. Gene Ontology annotation, biological process: proteolysis. Gene Ontology annotation, molecular function: metallocarboxypeptidase activity; zinc ion binding. The record is from RefSeq and is a predicted model, not a curated record.